CACGUACGGUCUGUAAGAACCUCAGCUAAGAAUCAGGAAUAUCCAAAGUGUGGCGUACUUAAACACGACCGCUUUUCGUAUAAGCCAACUAACCAGUUUAUUAGCGGCGUGAGGAGAUGCCAAGCUCGACUCAAAGCACAGCUGUAUAUGAGUCCCAACAACAUGUUCGAGUGCGAACCCUGACGAGGUAAGCGCAAUCGAACCAUUUGGAACACCAAAAAAUAUAGAUGAGGAGCAAUCGAACACCAGUUAGCCACAGGUAAAACAGCAAGUCACCACACCGCAGCACAUGGUUAAUGAGAAAGAGUUGGCGCAAGCGUUGAGAGCGCUGGUGUUUGGUUGGAUCAGCGGGUUGGAAAAGCUAAUAAGCUGACAACGCGCGACUAGACUUGCUGAAGCCGGUAUUUUUGGUCGACAAGCAAUCGCUGAGCCAGGCUUUUGUUGUGUGUUUUGUUAAGAAAGUGCCCGUAUGCCGGGAGAGUGUAUGAAUGUAUGUAUGUGGCGAUCAUCGAUCUUACCAAUGCAACACUCAGCGGUUUGCGUGUUGACUUGCAAGUCAGUCAGUUACUUUUUAACGUUGAACUUAAGCGCAAGUUGAUUUUCGGAACACGUAGCGAGUUCAAGUUGGAAUUCUACACUACACUAAAGGAAUGCGCGAACGCGGGAACAAGGGUGCCAUGCAUGAAGAAGCAGUAGAAGCCAAAACAGCAGUGUGUAGUGCAUGUGAAAAAGUGCUCGUAGUUGAAAAUGCUUAAAAAGAAAGAUCCGUGUUCAAACGCUUAAGCAUAAAAGUUAUUGUUUAUGGAAGGGAAAAAAAUUAAAAAAAAAAAUAUUUGCUCAAUAAAUAAAAAAAGUGUUUGAGUGAUUAAAGAGACAACUGCAUAAACUUUGAAUUAGAUUAAUUAUAUAAAAAUGCAAAUUCUAACUAAAAAAAAUUCGAAUAUGUACAAAACGUGAAUACAAAUACACAUACAUAUUAAAUAGCUAUCUACAUGGAUGACUGUGUGUACAUGGUAUAAAAAGUUUAUUAAAAAUAUGAUACAUGUCUAAAAUUUACAUUUAUUUUUAAUUUUCGCGUCUUAAGUUAAUUGAGAGCCACAACUCGUUUUCUUGCUAUUUUACCAACUCAAAAGUGAACUGCGACACAAAUUCUUCUAAAAGGCGUUUGCGAAUUAGAGAAGUAAAUGGAAAAGGUGCUAAUUGCUUGACUUUUAAGUCGUAAAGCAAAAAUAAAAAUAGAAAAAAUAAAUAAAUAAAUAAAAAAGAGGCAAGAGUUAAGAAGCAGUGAAUGUGCAGCAAACAAAAUUAAAUAAAAAUAAUUAUAAUAACAAAUAAACAAAAAAAUAUUAAACUUUCAUUAAAAGCAACAACAAAAAUCGUUACAAAGAUUUUACAAAUUUGUAAUUCAGCAAUCUGAUUUCUAAAGAUUCUAACAAUCCUACGUUUCUAUUAGCAACAACAACAAAAACAGUAUUUUAUUCAUCGCCAACUCACUCAACUCUAAUUACAUACAUAUGUACAUGAUAUGUAAACCAUCUUCAAACAUCGCAUCAACUUCAGCAAAAUUUCAGUAUUUAAUCAAAAUUUAACCCAUCACAUUCCAUCGAAAACACUUCUAUCAUUUUGGAAGCAUUUUUAUGUGGAUUUCGAGAUAAAUUUCCCCAUGAAAUUUUAUGCAAGCGAGUAGCGGAUAUUUUUUACGUUAUCUUCGAGUGAUAAUGUCAAAUAAAUAUCAUUUUCGCUUAUCGAAAAUUUAAUAAAUUCUGUACGAAUGCUGAACUUGGUGCUAUAUAAAAAGCAAUUAGAAUAUGUACUUACUUAAUAAGGAAAAAAAAAAACGCGAAACAAUAAUACAUACAAGUAAUAAUAAACAAAAGCGAAAAGUGCUAUUGCUAUGUUUUGUGCUAUGGAAGCUAACUGCCAACGCUUGCCAUUUUUAAUCUAAGCAAAUCUAUUAAGGCAUCUACACGGAAUUCAAAGAACACAAAAAUCGAUUAUUAAUUUUAACAAUUGCACAAAAGCCGAAACGUGUGAACUGCUUACUACGUACGUAUCGAAUGUAGCAAAUCGUUGAGGCAGAGUAAAUAGCAUUUAAACCCAAUAAGAAAAAAAAGUAUUGGUGCCACUUGGGCAGUGAUUGCAUAAGCGAAAGUGCAACGAAAACGGUAUGCUUUUACCGCAGCUGACAACGGAACAAACAAUUUUUGUUGGUCAGCACGAAAAAAGAGAAAGGAAUCGUAUUUUAAGCUGUAGGGGCAAUUGAGGAAAAUUGAAAAAUUUCAACCGAAAAAUCGUGAUUGAAGAAAAUUUAAGCUAAAACCGACGAUAUGGAGCAUUUGGAUUUGGCAGGUGUGAUCAGCACGCCAACACUAUGGAAUAUGUCGGCAUUCGAUCAACAAGAUGCCAUUUACUUGUCCAGCUCACGACAAAUGCUCGAGCCCAUACUCGAAGAAACGUCGGAGGAUGAGGAGCACGCGCAAAACAGCUGGAAUCAGUAUGAGCAGGGCAGAGAACAUUUUUGGAGCUCCACUGAAUCGGAGACUGGCUCUGUCAUAAGAAUCGAAGUUAAUAAAGAUCCCGAUUCGAUUUCAGAGCGCGAUUUCGCCUGUCCUGCUAAGCGCGCACGUCGUUGCGACGAUUUCAUCAUAGGCGGCCAGCUAUCCACUGUCGUCCACUCGGCCACACAACAGCCUCCUCAACAGCAGCCGCCGAUUUCGGGCAGCUUUGAUGAUACUGUGCUGUUGCGCCGCACCCAGCGCCCGUGCGACUACAAUGAGGCGAACAGCAAUAGCCUAGAACGCUUUCUGGCCUAUGAGGCCUGCACACGCGACAGUUGGGGUCAACAAUCGCAACCAGUGUUGCAGCAGCAGCAGCAACGCAACAGUACUGGCAGCCGGCGUUUCGAUGAAUUCUCCGAUUCGGAUAGCAUUUCCUACCACUCACUCAGCCGUUCGUCCUCGCUGAUACAAUUCGAGUCGUUGGAGCGUCAGCUACAGCUGCAGGAGCAGCACGCGAGCAUGUCCAGUUUGGGCAACUCAUCGCCCUCAUUGCUAAGCUUCGAUGGCGCGCGCAGCACUGGUGCUUUGAAUGGCAGCGAAGAUGGCGUGCGUAGCGGCGCUAAUAGUGGCAGCAACUCUGGCAACAAUAGCCGUCGUGGCUCACAAAUUUCGCUGCUUAAGCGCUUCGAGUCGUCCGAUGGGCGACUGCAUCAGACUUACUUUGAUUUAGAUAAGCUGAAUUUUGAUGAUGACCAGCGCGUGCUAUUCGGUGGUGCUAGCAAAUCGAAUUUGAUGGAGGCUACUGUGGGUGAGGUGAAAUCAGAUUCGGAAUCAUCUACCAGCUCGGGCAGCUCAUCAGGCAACAGUAUUUUGACGGCAUCGAAGCCAUCAGCGGAAGAUUUAACUGACUCGAGCAGCACGGCGUGCACGCGCGCCGGACGCAUGAUGGCAUUUCAGCGCGCAGGCAAAAGUUCGGCAGAAAAUCUUUCCGAAGACUCGGGCUACUGCGAGCCGUCGACGCUGCGGCGCACAAAAUCGAAAAGUAUACCAAAAAAUUUCGAGAAAUUCUGCGAGGAAGAAGAGGAAUUCCAGCAGUAUGACUACGCGUCGGAACGGCAUGCGUUUGAGGACGUUGACAGUGUGACAAAAACAACACAUCAACAACAACAAAUGCAGCAACAACAUUCCAAAAACAACAUCAUCAACAACAAUUUAGGCGGCGAUGUCGCGUCUACAAAGCAUUACGUCGUCGUAGGACAUGAAAUAUGUCAGCCAAAAAUAAAUGACGCCACAUUCAUCGUAGCAGCAGCGGCGGACGACGAAGACUACGAAACAUCAUUCAAUGCGCGAACCACACCACCGCCACUACAAGCAUCUCAACUGCCAGCAGCCAGCAAGUGUGAUGAAGGAGAGCAUGCAGCAGCAGACGACCACGAAGGCGACGUCUAUGAUGUAGAGGAGGAAUUCGACGGCGAGGAGCAUGAUGUACAUACAGAAGCUAUUGGUACGCGCCAUGUAUUGGCGUGUCCACGCUAUGAACGUGUUAAAAAUAGCCCAACGCGAGAGGCGACGACUACCGCCAUGCUACUCGAACAGCGCCGCUCGUUGGCGCACUCGCCUUCGCCUGUGGCGUCCGAUGUCUCCUCAUCAUCAGCAUCAUCGUCGGGCAGCAGUUGCGGCACAACGCGAUCCUCCACCUCGGCAUCGACAUGCGCCUCAGCCGCCUCAUUCACAUGGCUACCAACACCGAGACAGUUGCAACAGCAACAACACCAACUACAACUACAGCUACAAUUAGAACGAGCGCAGCAACGGCAUUCGUCAACAACCUCCAAUUCAGAGCUAUUAGCAGCGCAACAUCAGCAUCGAUCGACUCUCGAGAAUUUUUGUGCAAGUCUACGAAACAGUUUGCCAGAUAUACGCGACGCGUUAGGUACUACAACCUGCAAAACUGUUAUCGAAACAGAUUUUCCUGUAUUUUCGGAAGAACGCACCGACAACAGCGACGCGAGCGACGCAAACGGCAACGGGCUGGAGCAUUUACGGAGCGAAACGAAGACGUUGGAAAGUGAAAUUAGGUGCACUGACGAACGGUCAACGGGUGGCACAACGAGUCGACCGUCCAAUUUAGACGAUUCGGACUUGAGUACGACAUCGGCAUCGCCGCGUGAAAGUCACAGUGACGAAACGGGCGAAGAAUCGACGCCAGAGGCUAGAAAGCGACAACGCGUCUACAACAGUGGCAGUGGUGGUGGCGGUGGUGGUAGAGCUGUGGCCGAAAGUAGUUGUAUUGGUGGUUACGUCACCGGUGGACGGCGCAUUUCGAGUGUACCAAGUGAACUGAAUAAAUUGGGACGCAAAAAGCGUGUGAACACACGUCACAGACAUUGCAAAUCGUCACCGGAAGAGGAUAUCGCAACCGAGACUAGCCCCAGCAGCUCCAGUGUAGAAGAGGCAGAGGACGAGGACUUUUUCGACACUGCGACAUCGUUGAAAAUACGACGUAGUUGCAGUUGGUCAGAGCGGCGCGAACGGAAUUUGCAGCGGUUCGAGGCGGCGUUCGGCAGUAGACCGCAGCGUGAGGGCGGCAGGCAUUGGGCUACACAAUCGUUGGGUUAUAUGAACGCCAGCUAUCAGGAUUUAACGCAAUUGGAUUAUUCGCGGAAACAACUGGAAGGAGAUUUGCAGCAGCGUAUCAGCGCACAGUCUAAUUUAAAGCGUUGCAGCGAUAAUUUGGCUGGUGACGGCGAACGCGACGUCGACAUCAACAGCAACAGCGACAACAUGGACACGCCCAAGAGCACGGCCAGCGCCGAUUAUGAGAAUAUUAUUUGCAAAGGCAAUUUCUUACUCGAUGAACUUUCACAAAUAUACGACCGCAAUGCUUCGAUUUUGAACGAUAAACCGAUUGACGGCGAAGAGCAGUUGUUGUUGUUGCCCAACGCAGCAGUAAAUGUUGCGGAUCGUCCGAGCUGCAGUCCGCGCCCACCACCUCGUCAGCGCAAGCACUCCAACUCGAGUUACUCGGAUUUGGACAGUGUUGGCGGUAGCGCCGGUUGCGCCGACGAGCAGGUGGAUUCAGCAGCGCAGCAUGUGCAAUUGACCAUACGCAAGCCUCCCGCGCGUCAAAAGCACGCACGCAAAUCGGAGGCCACUCACAGUUUAGUUAGCGACGUGCAGCUCUUUUCCAUUGAGACGCCUACCAAGCACACAACAACAGAGUCUUACGGCAAGACAUUCGAUCAAGAUCCCACUAAUUUGCGCACAAGUUACGCGCAGAGUUUAGAGAAAUGCAAUUUCGAUCCCAAGGAGUUGAGCAACACCGAGUUGAAUAAAACGAAUGCAAUACCAAAGCGGCGCUUCCACUCGCAAGCAAGCGCCACAAAGCAGCGCAACAUGGUGUCUAGCACGCCCAACUUGAAUGCCUACGAUCCACACGCAGACGAAAUGGAGGACGACAUGUACGUAUCAAGCGCGCACACCUCCAUGCAUCAGCUGCCGCAGACCACAGCGCAAAAGCCGCUGGGCAUACUGCUGUCCGCAGGCUCGCGCACCUCCUUCAGCAAAGAAGUGAGCUUCUGCCCGGUCGUGUCGCAAUACUCCUGGCAGGAGCAGUCCUCUGAGGAAUAUGCCGAACAACAGCAGCAGCUGCAGCAGGAGCGCGAGAACGCGCAGCAGGAGGAAACAGAUGAUGAAUUGCUGGACAAUGCGGACGCCACAGUCAUACAAAAUACGCGUGUGAAUGAAAUUAUUGCCGCGCGCUAUGCGGCUGAACUUAAGAGCGCGCUCGCCGCGGGCAAUGCCACUAAGAGUGUGGCGCAAAUUAGAGCGGUGCCCAUUGAGAAAGUAAGAGCAAUGAUAAUUGUAAGAGAGCGUCAAGUGGCAGCCGAAGAGCAAGAGAGAGAGCGCGCACGCAUGCAAGAGCAAGGCGCUCUGGAAGAGAGCGUGCUACUAGAACAGGUAGAGAGUGUAGCCAUGGCAAAAACAUCGCACAAAGCCAGCGGAGACUACAGCGCUGAAACAAAGGGAGAAGCAUUAAAACUCGACUCAAACGCGCCAGGCGAGGUAGCUGGCGCUGCAACUGACUACAACGAAACGGUGAACGCUGGAACAGUGAAUGUGAAUGUUAGUCACAAAUCGACGAUCAUUGAUGCAACAACGAAUAUUGUGAAAGCGGAACAAACGACGGUCGCACAAAAAUCAAGUGGCGCAAAUAACGAAGCAAUCAAAAACGACGCCGCGUCGCAAUCUAAUCGGAAUAGUAGUUUCAGCGAAGGUGCAAGUGGAGGCGGUGCUAGCGCUAAAGAUAACGCCAGUGUUAGUAAUAGUAGCGGUAAUGAACAAACGCGUCCGCUCAGCAUACACCUGCCGAUACUGAGUGAGCCGCCCGUAAAUCGCGCGCAUCACAUCUUGUACGCGUCUCAGCAGCUGCUCGACAAUUUCGAGCGGCGCCAAAGUGAGCAAUAUUACUAUCAAAAUAACGUUAAUAAGAGUGAAAGUGAGGUAGGGGGCAGCGUAACAGAUAGGCGUACUAAAAGUGUUGGUAAUUUGAGUGUUGCGCAAACGACGCGCUACAAAAUGUCUAACGCCACAGUGGGUGCGGGUGUGGGUGGCCAAAGUGGCAGCGCUGCCACAGCGGCAGCAAACAAUAACAAUGAGCUAUUGAAUAGGAAAUUCAAGGAUGAAAAACAUCCCAGUUCGAAGGGCUUUCUGUCGCGUUUUGCGCAUGGCUUGCGCUUCUCCUUGAGGCGCAAGAACAAAAAACAAUUGCAGCAGCAGCAACAACAGCAACAGCAAAAAGAGUGGCAGGAGCAGCAGAGCGGUGAGCAAAAUGGGGUGGAUAAAUCUACGAUGCGUAAAAGUUUCGGUAAGUCGGCAACACUGCCACAACAACAACAGCGACAAGCAAUUGCACAACAGUUGCCGUCGUCCUCAUCUACAACAAAUAAAACUAAGCGCGCGUCCGCUCAGAGUGGACCCGACUAUAUAUACAUACCGUUAAAAGGUCCUAUACCACCAGCAGGUACACAACCACCACCACCACCAUCGGUUAUGACUGCCGCGAACGGUGGCGGCGGCGGCGGCGCCUCCACUACACUACCGGCCAACUUUAGCCCAGCUGAUGCAAAAGUUGGCGCCAAAGGCCAACAAACACUGACAGCUACUCCAAACAAACCAAACAACAGCACCACCAACAAUAACAACACGAACAACAACUCUACUAUCAAUUCGAACCGCAGCGGCAGCGACAUGAGUGAUAUGCGUGCCAUUACCGAUAAAAAUGGUGAGCCGCUCGUUACCGGCAAGCCGCCGAAGCCCUAUCGUUACGGCACCGUACCGGCCACCACCUCAAGCACGACUAUUAUAACCAAAUACUUUGGCAGUGGCCGGCGACAGGGCGGUGGCGGUGUGCCGGCACAUGCGCACAAGGAUGGCACGGGUACAUCAAAUGCAGCCAACUUCAAGUCGCGUAGCCAAUUCUACACUGAUUUUCUCGAUGCCGAACGUUCGUACUAUGCUGAUGAAGAAAUCGAAAAACAGUUAGAUGCGGGCUUGCAAGCGAACGGCAACACCGCUGUCACAUCAACGCCAAUAAACGUGCACGCGUCCGCUAACGUGCUCAAAGAUACGAACGUAGUAGUAACGCCGCAACAACAAGAUAGCGUACGCGAAACAAAUAAUUCUAGUGUACCGGUUAGUGUUGCCGCAGCAGCAGCAGCAGCAGCACGCGAAUAUAGUGUGGAGUACGAAACUCCUUCGACAGCACAAGAGACGGCUCAAAGCGGUUAUUCCUUGCCGGGUGUAGCACGCGAAACCGUUAUGUUAUUAACAACCGGUGGUUCCCCCGGUGGUGUCGCUGCCGCUAGCAGCGAUGGGAACGCGCGCGUUGUUGCGCCCACCUAUACAACCAUGUCGAAUGCGUAUUUGCAGCACACCAAUAAUAACAACAAAAUCGGGUUGAUCGAAACGAAUUUGGAUACGCAUGAAACGGUUAUAUCGGGUAAGACGCGUUCCUUGGUGGAUAUCGUCGGUCCACAACAGCAUCAACAACAACAAUACGGUCUUGUUGGCGGUCGGGGCGUCGGUGCCAUCGGUGGCGGCGUGGCAAAACGGUUGAAUAUGAGCGCGGCGUGUGGUGACGAUGCGGAUUAUUUUGAAGGCGAUUUGGAUGAGGAUGAUGUGCGUGUGUAUGGUGGGCAUGAUGUUGGUGGCCGCGGUGGUACUGUUGUCAUCAAAUCAACAACGGCGAAUGGUAGUCAAAUUGCGUCGGUGCGUCGACCGCACAAAAGCAUGGAGUUCCUGUUGGAUAAGGAGAAUCAGAAGAAUGUUUUGCCACCCGAAAAUGAGCUUCAGAAAUCGCACGAUCACAAUCCGGCCGCCUUGAGCGAACAUCAGUUGCGCGUGCAGGCCUCGCUGCAGCGUCUCAACAUACCCGACUGGUUCCGACAAUACAAUCAGAACACAUCACGCUCGCCGGAGGGCAAUACAGUGGUCGGCGGCGCCUACAAGCCCGGCAAUUUCACACGCAAACGCACCACAGAAUCUGGCCGUUGGGCGGGGCUCAACUCGAAGACCACAUCACUCAGUUCGCUUGGCUCACAGCGCUCCGAUCGCAGUCCACUACUGCUCAGCCCAUCAGCGCAUAGUCAUCAUGGCGGUCAGGUGGCGCAGCAGCAUGGCACCGCAGGCACAAGCGCAUACGGCACAGGUGGUGGCGGUGCAGGCGCAUUUUCACGCUGGUCCACCUCGCAUUUGAAUUCGUCACAAACAUCACCGAGCGUUUCGCAACGCGGCUCUUUCACGCGCGGCGGUCCAAUCAACUCCAGUUUCAUAUCGGUGGCUAGCGGACAAAGUAGUGUGAUAAGAAGUUCCUACCGGCAGCCAUAUUUGGGUUGGCGCAGUCAGGAGAAGCUGUCACAGCGCACGCCCCAUGAACGCUUGGCUUCGUCGUUACUCGCGCAACAACAACGCACAUCGCCCACACAAAAGAGUGCCGGCGUCGCUGCAAAUGGUGAAAAUGGCAAAUUGCUGCCAGUUACACCGGAAAUACAGAGCUCCAUUAAGGAGGUCACAUCGGCGAUUGUGCAUUAUGUGAACGAUCAAACGCAACAACAACAACAGCGCAGCAGAUCGACGAGUCCCAACUCGAGAAAAUGUUGGCUUGAAUCCUCAUUUGUUGGCAUACGCCCGCUGGACUCACCACAAACACCGGUCAUCGAGAAUACAGCAACUGCAUUUAGUAGCGCUACCAAUACCAACAACACCACCAAUAAUAACAGCGUCAGCAGCAGCCAGUAUAACAAUUACAAUUAUAAUUACAAUUACAAUACGAAUAAUUCAUCAACAAAUACAUUAACGGCAAUAACAACACCAAAUAGUAUUGGUGGCAUUGGUAUCACCACAGCGAUCACCACAAAUCCACAUGUAUUACGCAUGAACGGUCUGAGUAUCGUUGGCGGUGGUGAGUCGACAAUUAUGAUUUUGCCCAAUUCGGAAACCCUGAAUUUAGCGCCAGAACGCUCGUUGAGCACCGCAUCGCUAGAAGAUGUCUUAGCCUCACUAUUAGGACUGCCAUCGUCGUCAGCGUCAAGUGGUGGAGUGCAGGGCGUGAACGUAGGCGCUGGUGCGGGUGCAGGUGCGAGUGCGAGUGCAGGCGCUAGCGUCGGCGUCAACGUCAGCGCGGGCCCAUCCUCCACAAGUGAUCCAUACGCUAGGUCCACGACGACAGGUAUGAACCUUAUACAAAAAACAAAAAUUAGACUUGUUCAAAUAAUCAUGCGCGCGCGCGAUUCAGCUAGUCAGUCCCUGGUCACAUUUCGUCAUAUGCCGCAGCAGCAACAGCCGGCACAAAACCCCCAGUCCCAGUCACAACUACAACAGUCCCAACAGCAACUACUACUGCAAUUACAGGCUGAGCAGCAACGCUUGCGCCGCCGCAGUGAGGGCGAUGCACCGCAACAACAAAAACAACAGCACCAACAGCAAACACAACUCUACAACCAAAAUGCCAAAACCAACUCGACAGCCAAUAAAACGCACACCAACGCUGGCAACUUCCAAGAUAACAGCAACACGCCCGCUAUCGGUGGAGGCGGAGCUGGCGGAGGUGGCAGCUGUGUCAUCGGCACCGGGAACGCCACACAGCCGACGCGCCGUGUCUCGCUCGGCGACAGUUCCGAGUCCAAUAACAAGACCACAUCCGAAUUGCAGAUCAAGUGCCGCAACACCAAGUGCGAUCGUAGCGCCACGCCCGCGGACGCCAAAAAGUAUUACAAGUCAUGCCACAAUUGUACCCAUUUAUAUUGUUCGCGUGAAUGUCGACGCGCCCACUGGGAGAAGCACCGCAAGGCGUGUCUGCACUCACGUGCGUCGAAUUUGUGCCGCCAAGUGUUAGCCACCUGCAAGGACGAUGUCGAUUCGCAGCGCCAUCUCAGUCUGCUGGCACGCAAGGGCUCCCUGUCGCAGGGUCGCGGCGUUGUGCGGGUGCUCUUCCGUUCCGCCGAGGCGGCUGAGAGUUUCAUCAAGCACGGCUUUCAGUGUAUGGGCGAGGCGUCCUAUGUGCGUUGGCCCGAUCUGAUGCCCGCCGAAAUGGGUCUCGAGCUGUACUCGGAGUUGCUCAAGCUAAGCACCGAAUACAAGCCAGACUCGAAGAUGCUCAUCUAUGUGGCCAUAUGUGUGGUGAGCGAAGCGCCGGGCAUGGGACAGGCGCCAGUACGCUGGGAACGCCAGCUGGUCUCGCGUUGUGCCAAACUGAAACUCUGCAAGAGCAUCCUAGCCGAGCUGGAGCAACAGCAACAGGCCCUCCAACAGCAACAGCCACCGCUGACAGUUGUCGCUGUACCGGAACCCACCACCGAGAUACUUAUACUCACAUUUAAUCCGAACUUGCGCUCGAAUGCCAAUCAAGGCGAACUCAUACUCUCCAACAUACUGGAUAUAUUAUCUCGGCGUGGUGUGUUGCUGCGUAAACAUUAUCCGGAGAUUUAUCAGCGGCUACAAACCUACACCGAUGGACAAACGGAGAAAUUCAAUCCGGUAACAUUGCAUCCGCGCGACUCACAGACAGGCAAGAGCUUCGUUUGCAUUAUUAUGCCAGUGCAUUCAUCUGACAAUGAUGUCAUCAAGUUGCCAUCUGCCUCGGAUGGCGGCAAUCGUGUGACCACCAUCGAUGUGGGUUCGCCGGCAGCUUUGGCGCAACUUGACGAUGAUGAGCUGCUUACGCGUUCCUCGAGUUGAUUUUUAAAAAGCAAUGGUCGAGGCAGUACGAAGAAACGCUCUUCGUCGGCGGGCGCUGCCAAUUCGACGGCGUCGGAUCUGUUAUUACUGACAGCGUCAGCGGAUGUUGCCGCCGGCUCGUUGACGUUGGAGAGCACGCGUAUGUAAGGAUUGAGGAACUAUGAAAGCUACGAUUUUAGCAAUUAAGUACGCAGCUUGUAUAGGGUUUAAGAAAGUUAUUAAUUAUAAAAACAUACACACGUGAAUAGAUACAUAUAAACUUGUAAUCAUUCUCUCUUAUUGCCUGAAAUGCAUACGAUCAAAAUAAGCUUCCCCUAUACGCAACAAUUGAAGAAACGCAUACUCGUAUAUACAUACAUACAUAUGUAAUCACAUGGAACACACUUGAAAGCUUAAAAACAUACAUACAUAACAACUCGAUCGCGAAUACGCAAACAAUUCUUCCAUGGUUCGCUUAAAUCAUUCUCGUCUUCGGAAGUCACUUUUUGCUAAAUUUUCCUAAAUCCAUUUUAUCUUAACAUACACGUGCAUACAUAAGUAUAUACCGAUGUAAAUGACCGUAGCCUAUACAUACAUACAUACACUGCCGGCAAAAAGUAUUG
Molecule: messenger RNA, 12337 nt
Organism: Rhagoletis pomonella (apple maggot)
Lineage: Eukaryota; Metazoa; Arthropoda; Insecta; Diptera; Tephritidae
Product: serine-rich adhesin for platelets
Exons: 11
Coding region: 2328-11735 (3135 amino acids)
Biological process (GO): cell-cell junction organization
Cellular component (GO): plasma membrane; apical junction complex
Source: RefSeq, a predicted model, not a curated record